Cataglyphis hispanica is the source of this 2851-nucleotide messenger RNA. RefSeq names its product cytochrome b5-related protein-like. The coding region runs from base 511 to 1785 and encodes 424 amino acids. Gene Ontology annotation, cellular component: mitochondrion. NCBI's taxonomy places the organism in Eukaryota, Metazoa, Arthropoda, Insecta, Hymenoptera, Formicidae. Gene Ontology annotation, biological process: lipid metabolic process. The transcript is spliced from 5 exons. The record is from RefSeq and is a predicted model, not a curated record.
AUAAAUAUCGGGAAAUAAAAUAAAUAAUUUAAUAUUAUUAAUAAUUAAUUAUCUUUCACAUAUCUCAAAUCAUAUGUAAUUAUUUCGCAUCAAUAAAUUUCGAAGCGCGUAUAUCACGUAAUUUGUUCCCUUAAUCAAAUAAGAGAUGUGUGACAGAAAUCCAAAAUAAAUUAUCGUUUUGCUAUCUCAUUUUACAAGCAAUAAACCAAUCGAAAAGUUAAAUAUCACCUCUUCAACAUUGAUAUUUUAAAUAUUAAUUGCAACUAUGUGCUUAAUCUAUUUUUUGUUUGUGUUUUUAAAUGUUUAUGAUUAAUAUUAUAUUGCAAUUCUUAAACAUCUUUUGACAUGGAACUAUACGAGUUUUUAAAUUCAAAAAAAGAAGAAUUUAUGUAGAAGGAUUUAUAAUUAAAAUUCGAUUUCCUGAAACAUAGACUUCGAUAACAAAUCGACAAAUUCAUCGUAUUAAAUUUUUUUGUGUGUUCUGUAGACAAGAUUAAGAAAAUAUUUAAUAUGUCAAAAACCAGUACGAUACUCGGAUUGGUUUAUCUGCCAGCGAGAGAGAACAAAACUGUAGUUUAUUUUCUGAAAGCUAGAAAAAAAAUCGACGGUUCAGAGGGAUUGUGGAGAAUAGAAAACAAUCUUUACGAUCUAGAGACUUUCGCGAAUUCGCAUCAGGGUGGUGCAGAAUGGAUUCGGCUCACAAAAGGAACUGACAUUACCGAGUUGUUCCAGACUCACCAUAUCCUCGACAAGGCUGAGCGACUAUUGCCGAAAUUCUUUGUUCGUGAAGCCGCGACACAACGAUCUGCGCCAUUUACUUUCUUAUCGGACGGUUUCUAUCGUACAUUCAAGAAACGCGCUUCUGAGGCUUUGAAGAGUGUCGAUUUUCAUCGGCCAUCAAGAACUACAAAUCUCAUCACUGACUUCUUGGUAGCAAUGACUUUCGUAUUGAGUCUCGCAGCCGCCUUCGUCAAUUCUUAUGCUAUUAUUGUUUUUGCCAGCAUCUUUCUGACAUGGACGACCGUUGCCGCGCACAAUUAUCUCCAUAUGAGAGACAACUUUCGCAUGUAUUACUUCGAUCUCAGUGUAUUAUCCUCGAAGAGUUGGCGUAUCUCGCAUGUAAUGAGUCACCAUAUGUAUACUAAUACUUUAUGGGAUUAUCAGAUUUACGUGGUUGAACCAUUUCUCAAUUGGCUUCCUCGUAAGGAUAAAUCUUAUCUUGCAGGGGUGAUAAGCAAGAUCAUCAGUCCUAUCGUCUGGAUAUUAUUAUUUCUUACAGAAAUUUUCACACGGUACUACUUGGUAUUCAAAGAAUAUGGAGUUUUUGAAUUUCGUGAUUUCAUACCGUUUCUACUGCCUUUGUCGAUGAGUCUGCUAGCACCCAAGAUUCUCGUCGCAAUCAAGCUGUGGCUGAUAAUGCUGGUGAUUACUAGCGCUCUGUUUGGUUUGAUUGGCUUCAACGCGGCUCAUCAUCAUCCCGAUAUUUUUCACGACGGUGAUAUCUACAGGGAUGAUCUGGACUGGGGUCUGCUCGAGAUGGAUUCAGUGCGCGAUCGCAAAGUGAUUGACCACUCGAUUUUCCUAGCGCUCACGCACUUCGGUUCGCACACACUGCAUCAUCUUCUGCCCACUAUAGACCAUCACUAUUUGCAAUUGUGCGUGCCCGCUUUUCUGCAGACGUGCAAGGAAUUCGGCCUUAAUUCGGACAAGUGGACGCAGUGGGAGCUUUUUAAGGGACAAUUCAGGCAGCUCAUGCGAACCGAAUCGAAGAAGAAUCACAGAUAGUGAUUCUUAUCUUCGAGCCAAUUGUGCACGAAUUCUUCCGUCUCUUCGUUAUUGUCAAAUCGUUGUCCUCAUCCAACACCUCUUUUAGCGGUCCAAACAAAUGGUAAUCAUAUCGGAGAUAAAUCGGGAUUAUAAGAAGAAUGUUCAACGGUGGUCCAAUACAACUGAGCCAAUUUCUCUUGGAUUAUGGAGCCGGCAGUGUAAGGUUUAACAUUCUCUCGGCAAAAGCAACAUUCUUUUCGUGCGCAAUUUAUUUCAAAUAUGUCCCAUUAUUUUUUAUGACACAGGAGUAAACAAAUUGUCAAUUUGAUAAUAAAAGUACUUAGAUAUUAUGAAAUUAUUUUAAGAAAAAUGAUUUGGGUAUACGUUGAAAAUAUUUUAUUCGAAUAAAAAGUUUUGGAAAAAAUUCGAUUAAUAUUAUUUGAUUGCCUCUCAUACUUAUCUUUCUUUAUAAAUUAUAAUUAAUUAUAUGUAAUGUGAUAUCAUUUGAACAUGUAACGAUGCGCAUUGUUGAUUGAUUAAACGUUUUCCACGAUCCGCUGCGUUCGUGUUUUUAAUAAUUAAUUCUCUCUCUCUCUCUCUCUCUCUCUCUAUCUAUCUAUCUAUCUAUCUCCUCCCCCUCCCACUCUCUCUCCUCCUCCCUCUAUGUUUCUUUAUCUCUAAAUAACAGUUAUUUCUUUAAACAUAUUUAGAAUUAAAUAUAUUUUUGUCCGAUCCUUUAUCCUUCGACGGCAUGGUUCGGAUUAAGAUCGCGCAAUUAAACAAAUCUCAAAAUUGAGUAAUUAACAAAAGGCUUCAUGACACAUCAAUCGUCCAAUUAAUAUAUAAUCAUAAUAUCAAAUAUACCUUAUACUUUAAUACUUCGCGUAUAUAUAUACAUAUAAUAUAAUAUAAUAGUACGUAAAAUAUUUCGGCAAGAACUUUUCAAUAACAAAGUGUUUGGCUUCGCGACUCUGUUGUUUACGUUUACAUAUAUGGUCUUAUCAUUCGUACGGGCGACCCUCAAACUGUAAUGUAGUGGUACGAAGCGCUGCGCAUAUUCUUAAAUAUUUUUCCUAAAUGUAAA